CGCGCAUCUGUACUGUGUGUGUUUCUGUGACGUCUACUGUAGUAAAUUACCUUAACACCAAACAAACAAUCAUUUUGGAUUUUAAAUAAGCGGUGAGGUUAUCUACAUUGUGAAGCUCACUACACCACUAGGAAACCUGAAGUUCCACAAACAUGUUCUAAACACAUGAUCUACAAGACAGUUUGUGUACAAGUUUAGUGUUAAUUUCACAAUCGCAUAUUUGUAUAAUCUGGCUGAGCUUGGAGGAUUGUGCAAUUUAAUCAGCUUUUAUUGCAUGUCUGAAUGCAUGAAAUAUGAGUGCUGGACAAAACCUCACAUUACAGCACAAACGUUAUCAGCAUUUCUGAAUUCUGCACAUUUUAAUUGUGGCUGUGUUUCUUUUUACUUGCUUGUUCUCUGCCUGAAAUAUGAGAUCAGAUUCAGAACAUUAAAAUAUAUUUCUUCAUAGAAGUAAAAUAAUAAAUUUUCUGAAUUAAUUAAUUAUUAUUUUGUCUAGCAAGCUCCACUAAAAAUAUAAAAAUCUAGUUUGUUUGUAUUCUCUUGCAGAUAUUAAAAAUGAAGAGGCCAAAAACUGUGAACAAAGCUUCUUGAAAAGGUGUGAGUGAGGAGAGGCCAGUGUGGGUGUGAGUGUGAAUCUGUGUGUUUAUGUGUGCAUGUGGAUGAAAUUCCAUAGGCCAUGUCUGGUCCUGCCAAACAAGAGAGGACAGUGUGUGUCCUCCUUCCCACAAAGGAGACGCUGGAUAUUACAGUGGGGCUGAAAGCAACAGGUCAAGAGGUGUUUCAACGUGUUUGUGAGCUUUUUGGAGUUAAAGAACUGCACUACUUUGGACUGACUUUCGUCAAAGACAAUGAGCACAUCUUUCUGGACUUGGAAGAGAAACUUGCCAAGUACUUCCCCAAGGAAUGGAAACAGGACUCAGGGAAGGAGUCACAUAAGAGGUCAAUCCCCCCUCUGCUCUGUCUCAAGGUUCAGUACUACGUGGAGAACGGCCGGCUCAUCUGUGAGCGCAAAGCAAGGAAAUUGUACUACUAUGAUUUGCGAGAACGUGUCCUGCGCUCCGAAUGCAGACAGAAGGAGGAAGUGUAUUUCCAGCUGGCAGGAUACGCCCUACAGGCCGAUCACUCUGACUACCCUCCAGAGGGCCACAGUCAGGGACACGCUGUUUAUUUUCAAGCCAAAGAAUACUUCCCUCCUUGGAUAAUUGCAAAGCGAGGCCUUGAUUACCUGCUGUGUCAUGGGCCCAAGGUACAUAAAGAGCAGUGGGGGGUGUCCUCUCGUGACGCUAUACUGCUCUUCAUCAGAGAAUCCUGCCGUCUGGAGGAUGUCCCAGUCACAUUUUAUCGCUUACAGAAGGACAAGAGAGAAGAAAAAGGAUCAGCACUUCUUGGACUCACUCUCAGAGGAAUGCAAGUGUAUCAGGAGGUGAACAAUGUGCGUGAUCUGCUCUAUGACUUCCCUUGGUUUCACGUGGGACGACUCACCUUUCUGGGGAAGAAGUUUGAGAUACAGCCUGAUGGUUUGCCCUCAGCAAGGAAGUUGGUGUAUUACACAGGUUCAGCUUUUCGGUCUCGCCAUCUUCUGCUGCACCUAAGUUCCUGUCACCGGCUGUUCCUCAGCCUGCAACCUGCACUCAAACACCUGCACCAGCUCGAGGAAUCAGAGGAGAAGAAGAGGUAUCGUGAAUCAUACAUCAGUGAUGAGCUGGAUCUGGAUCAGCCAUGCAGCGAGGGCAGUCCCCGUCUGUCCCGACACUCCACCAGUAGCUCUGGCAUCGAAGCGGACACUAGGCAACAUAGCGUCUCUGUAGAGUUGGUGUCCAUGGAGGAGAAGGAGAAGUCCUUCAUCUCUGCUGUCAGUCACGACUCCUCACACACCUCUGGCAUAGAAACAAACCACAAAACCCGAACAGAUGUUAAAGUUGAGUGGCAGGAUGAAGAUUUGCAGGAAAUAGUGAAGGAGCCUGGUGAGGUCUCUGUGGACGACCCUGAGGAUAUCUUGCGAUUGGCUGAACUACUGAAGGGUGUAUCCAUCGACUGUCCUGCCAUCCAAUCAGAUGUUGAAUCUAAAGGUCUUCAAAUUAGAUCAGUUCAGAUGGGCAAUGACAAAAAGGAUAUGAAAGAGGUUUCGAUUCGGAAGGCUUUUAAGCCGGCUGACCGCCAGAGCUUCAGUCUGGAUGACGUGCGGCAGUUCUCCCCUCUUCUCCCAUUGGGAAUAGCAUUAGUUUCAGACACCUCCCACAGCUACACAUUUGGGCUGCCGCACUCCCCAGGUUGUUCUCCGACCAACCCCUGUUCAGAAAAACCUUCAUUCUAUGGCCGGCGCUCCACAAACUGUUUGUCUCUGGACAUGUUGGAGGAUAACCAGCCACUGGAGCUUCUCCUUUAAGAAACAAAAAGACUACAUCCUCCUGUUGUAUUCAAGCAAUUUAAAUGGACAGCAGAAAGACAAAACACAGGUGUUAUCAGGGCAUUUUCACCAGGAAUUUCAUUAAGACUGAGCCAUACAGUUCAAGCUGUAGUAGUGUAAUUUGUUUUUAUUUUAAAAAUACUUUCUCCCAUGCCAACUUAAUAUGUAGAGACAACUAUAAGUAAGCCAUUUGUUGAUUUUCCUUAAAAAAAUAUUAACACUCUGGCACCCUUAAAACAUUGCUCUGUUUGUUUGUUUACAUUGACAUAACCAAUGGUGGGUGUUUGGGUGGGACUGUCUGUUUUUCCAACCAAUGGAAGACUGGAGGUGUGUUCGGGAAACCUAUUGAAAAACAAUCAUCAAUUUUGCCAUUCAGUUUGGUAGCGCUAGUAGCACAGAAAUAACACUUAAGCUUUGUAUUGGUAUGCUUUUUGACUGCAGGACAACAUUUGUGGGUUGUUUUACAGAUAUUCAACAUAUCUAGAUUGUGAAUUUUGUGGACAAACUUCCCUGCAGAACAUUGUGUGGAUAAUCUUACAAGGACAUUUAUCGACAAGUGAUAAAAGCUCUUCCAUGUAAAUAUAUCUAUAUAAAGUGUUUUCUUCUUUUUUUUUUUCUAACAAGACACGAGUGACAGAACCAUUGUUGCACACUUUGUUUCUAUUUUCACAUGUUUUUAACUUUCCAAAUAUGUUUUGGAGCUAAUGUAGCUCAGUUGUUAAUCUAUAAUGUGAUACUAUAUGAUUCCACCUUUUCAGAGUCUUCGAAUUUUGUACAUGAUAAUCUUGUUGACACUGAACAUGCAUAAAUCACACUAAAUCAUGAACAGAGUGACAAAAGGUCAAAUCAGAUACUUCCACAUAUAUUUUCUACAAGAUCAACAAGGUUUAUGGAAUAUAUUUAGUUCUCGUACUUGCUACACAAGUAAUGUUGAACAUUUAGCAUCUGUUGGAUUAAGAUGAAUCUCUAUUAUGCAAGAAGAACAAAUACUUUUUCUGAAUAUAGAUCAGGUCAAAGUUUGUUUUUUUCUUUCUUGUUUUUCUCUUUUGAUUCAAAUAAUUACAAAAUACAGAUUAAAGCCCUCAAAGGGUGUGUAAAUAAUGGCGGGUAUAAUUGCUUCAUCUAUAUGUAUUGUAAAUGCACAUAUUAAAAGCAUGCCCUUACACACAUUACUUUCAGUGAAAGGAAAGCACACCGAAUGAAAAGUAAGAAUCAGAAUGAAUUUUAUUGCCAAGUAUGCUUACAAAUACAAGGUAUAUUUCUUGGUGACAGAAGCUUCCAGUGCACAAACAAUACAGCAACAAGACAGAUAUAAUAAUAAUGAAAUAAAAUAAAAAAGCCAACAGAAAAUAUAAGUAUUAAUAAACAUCUGUUAUGCUCUGACGUUUUUAUGUUGUAUUGAACAGUUAAAUAUUUAAAGUUCUAGAACACUCCAAGCAUCCACUGUACUGGACACAUUUUUUAUUUCUUUGAAAUAUGGCAACAUGUUGUGUAUAUCAUAAUAUAAUGUUACUGUUUUUAGGAAAUAGCUUUAUUAUUUUUUGCAUUCAA
Molecule: messenger RNA, 3958 nt
Organism: Xyrauchen texanus (razorback sucker)
Lineage: Eukaryota; Metazoa; Chordata; Actinopteri; Cypriniformes; Catostomidae
Exons: 14
Coding region: 677-2386 (569 amino acids)
Biological process (GO): positive regulation of hippo signaling
Cellular component (GO): cytoplasmic side of apical plasma membrane; cytoskeleton
Source: RefSeq, a predicted model, not a curated record